GUCUCGAUUCGUGGAAGUACUUGGCCAGUGCGAUCCAUCAUCGUCUGAACUGGCAUUCGGUACCAAGCAAUUUUGGACGGAUGGCUCGAAUUGGCAGCAGUGUAUCUCAGCCAGGCUGAUGAUGGGUCACACUGCUACCGUGGCGGCUGUUGAUCAUGGAGGUGUGGGCGAUAUCCUUGCUAUUACAAGUACUAAACAUCUACAGGACCUCGCACAGCGCUCGACCAACGAAUCAGACAGGCCGCUAUAGCUGGGUGAGAAUUGAGGCACCGCGUCUAUCUGAAAGAAGACCAUUCGGAGGAGUCUGCCAUAAGACCUAUCUGCUUCUCCAUGGCUCGUCCUAUGAGAAGUGGUGUCGUCUCGACUCUUCCCAUGGUACACCUUUUGCUUAUCUCUGCUUCUGUCAGCUACGGCGGGGCUCGUGCUCCUCCGAGACUCAGUGUAUCAUCCCGGCGUAGGUACUACAGGACACUGGGAUAUACAUCGACCGCGACACCUCUGGACUGAAGUCGCGGAAGUCGGACGGAAGUCUGAAUGUGUCCGAU
This is a messenger RNA of Fomitopsis serialis, 545 nucleotides long. RefSeq lists its product as uncharacterized. The record is from RefSeq and is a predicted model, not a curated record. Lineage: Eukaryota; Fungi; Basidiomycota; Agaricomycetes; Polyporales; Fomitopsidaceae. The transcript is spliced from 2 exons. The coding region runs from base 156 to 458 and encodes 100 amino acids.